UUUGCCGCAUCUGCUUUGCGGAAGGAGGCCGAAACAUUUUUCGCAAUGGGCCGCCCAAAGACGACGCGUUCACUCAGGCGUCGGUCAGUGAUUUGGCACUCAAGCUUCGGUUUGUUACGAUGCUGGAGAUUGAAGAAAACAAUGGAUUGUCCCCGUGGCUCUGCGAAUCGUGUAUCGUUCAACUAAAUGUGGCGUACUCCUUCAAACAGCGUGCUUGGGAAGCUGACCUUAAGCUACGCGAGCUGCGGUCCCACGAAAAGGACUCCACACGCAGCAUCGAUCAAUCCUCCGAAGAAACCUCCGUGUUCGAGAACGUGUGGGUGAAGGAAGAGGCAGUGAUUAUCGAUGAAAUAGCCACCAUGUGUUCGGGUGAGUUGUCAACCAAAGAACCUGCUGGAAACCACCGUUGCCACGACCAACAGGAUCGCACGCCCAGGACUCCGUCACCAAUUCCGACGGCGAACUCGAGCAAAGUGCCCAUGGUGAUCGUGAACUGCGUGUCCCUUGCGCCGUCCCAGGACGAGCAGUUUAUGAAUACGAUACUUUCCAGCACGGAGACUUCCCCACUAGCCACUAGCCCACAAUCAACGAAGAAAUCCGAUCAAGUGGCGGACAAUAACGAAUCAAAGGUGAAAUUCGACCUGUCGACACCAAAUAAACACAUUGCGCCCGGGUGUUCGGCAUCCGUGUCAUGUGAUAAUGAAAAACACGAACGCAACAUCCCGUAUUCGAAACUAUCAUUGCGCGCCAAACAGGCAGACCGGCUGAAGAAAAUGCUGCACAUCGAUUUGAAUCUGGAAAAGACGCAUCCGUCGUUCUCUUCGACGCGACGGGGAAUCAGGAAGAUCAAACACCGGCGCUAUUCCGUCUGUGCCGUCGUGCACGGAAAACUGACAUAAAUUUGUAGUAUUUUUAUUAUUGCAUUAGCUUUUAUUUUAGUCCUGACUGGCCUUAAGACUAUUUAUGCAUUCGUUUCCG
Messenger RNA from Anopheles cruzii, 978 nucleotides. RefSeq lists its product as uncharacterized. The record is from RefSeq and is a predicted model, not a curated record. Lineage: Eukaryota; Metazoa; Arthropoda; Insecta; Diptera; Culicidae. Bases 120 to 899 code for a protein of 259 amino acids. The transcript is spliced from 2 exons.